This is a messenger RNA of Temnothorax curvispinosus, 1864 nucleotides long. RefSeq lists its product as uncharacterized. The transcript is spliced from 3 exons. NCBI's taxonomy places the organism in Eukaryota, Metazoa, Arthropoda, Insecta, Hymenoptera, Formicidae. The record is from RefSeq and is a predicted model, not a curated record. The coding region runs from base 414 to 1049 and encodes 211 amino acids.
AAGAUGCAGUCUGGGGUUAAAGGCUUCAAAAACAGUUCGUUAAACGGUUUCGAGAAAAAAAAAUUGUAAUAUAAUCGGACAAACUGUGCAUAUAUGCAUAUUUCACGCGAUUGCUAAGCCGCGCAAAAUUUUUGUGAUCGAAGAAUUAAUCUCGGGUCGACAUAGGCUAUCGGAUCGUGACGCCUUUUUUUUAACCACGCAAUUUAACUGCGCAAAUGACGAAAAUUUCUCAGUACUGGCCGAAACGCUCACUGGUGAUCUCCACCAAGAGUUCUCAUUGUCGUCGCCGAAGACGAUCGGUGACAUUCGAGUGUGUUCCCUGAGGAAAAAGGAUUAUACGUGAAAAUAAAAAAGCAGCAUCGAUCUCUGAUCACAGACACGACAAACGCAUUCUCUGAGCAUCGUGUUAAAAUAUGUCGGGGAUCAUGGAGCAGAACGACGGCCUAAAGAGGAAACCAACUCUCGUUAGACGAGUGUCCGACAUGUUUAAGGAUGGAAACUAUAGUGGGCCUCCGAUGCUAUUCCGACAUGCGUCAAUGCAGAAGAUCCGUCAUUGCUGCCAAAAUCUCAACCUGUUACCGUAUCUUCUUUACUCUUUCGACAAUUCCAAAUCACAUCCGUUAGCACGCAAGAUGCACGUCUACCUCAGCCAUUUUCUUCAGGAGAUUAUAAUCGGUAUUCUGGCCACGUACGAGAAUUUGCGUCAAUUUACGCUGCAUGGAAUUCAUAUUGAGAAACCAAUCCACAUACAAAAAGCGACAGAAGAAACAAACGACGAUUCCGCUAAACCUGUCGUGAAGUUCAACAGGUUUAAAAAGUCGAAACGCAAGCAUUCAUGCUAUCUGGCUGCGGCCGUGUAUCUCGUGCCAUUGCUGCUCGUCUUCCAGAUGAUGGUUAUAUGCAGCCUGACGAUUUUCGGCAAGUAUACUCCGGGUUUCCUCUUCCUGAUUACGUCGCUACUGUUCCUCGGCGGUAUCGCGCUUAAAAUACUGUUACACGGGACUGUGAUGUACGGCAUCAAAAAGUGCGAGAGGAAAAAGGUGCAGUGAUCUUCCGUCUCGCUGUUUUCAUUGCCGCUUUAUCGUCUAGAGACAAUACAAGAACAGAAAAGACUCCGCGUUCGGAAUCUACGUGUUCGUCGUGUUACAUGGCAUCAAACGUUACCUUCUGUGCACAAUCGAUAUGACAUUGACAUAUAUUAGCACGUUUGUGUUGAUGAAACCCUGACAACUUCUUCCAUUUCUCUUAAUGCAGUCCUUUCUUUGUCACAUAACGUUUCUGGCCACCAGAUUCAUAUAUGUACUUUUUUCCUACGUUGUUAAAAUCAUUAAGCAGGGAUGUAGAUGUAUAGAAUACACUGCGAAGAAGACAUGUUUUAUAAGCUAUAACGUAUGCAAUAAUGUAAAUGCAAUAACGUGUUUUAAGCGGAAGCAUUAAUUUAAUUGUUCUCAAGCGUAAUCUCGGAGGACUGCUUCUUCGACUUCACGAAGCAAGUAUUGCGAGUAUCUUUGUCCUCUGCAGCAUAAGACUGAGAAUUAUUUUUAACGUAUAUGUUUGUAAAUAAACGUGCGAAUGAUAUAUGUAUAUAUACUGUAUAACGGAAGGUGAGUUUGUAAAACUGUCCUAUCGCGACAAGAAGAAACGAAAGGUAUAGGACCUCGAUAUGACUUCGAUAUGUCCAUUGAAAGUCCGAUCUGUGAUGGUGUGGAUACAAGUGAUAUCUCGUAGGCACUUGCAAUACCACUUAAUUACACACGAUAAAAGUUAUUUUAUGCGUAGAGAUUACAUUCUAAAAAUACAUCUUUAACGAUCGUAUCUAUCGAUUAUGUUUUCUACCGAAAAUAAAAGAAACUGAUAAUACUUU